UUGGUAGAAGGAGAAGAGGACGAAUAUAAACGGAUCUCUUGCUCUUCGCCGCCCUUAAUCUUUUCUCAACGAACUCAUGGAGGAAAGCAUCGCCCUAUCUUCCUUUGAUGAAAGUGAAACUAGCAGUGUCUUCGAUAAGUCGCUCGGCUCCGAACAAGGUACCGAACAGAACCAGGGCCGCAACUACAUCUUGUGGUGCCUUUUCUCAGCAGCGUGUGUUCUCUUCGUAGUCGCCCUUCUGGUCACGUUGCUCCUGGUUCUGGGCGUGGGUGGCGUCGGAGAAGUGGGCACCACAGCCGAUAACCAAGAUCAAGACGAUGUCGGUGGUCUUGGAAGUGAGGCCUCUACGGGAAUAACGAUUCCAAUAAGAGUCGCUGCAAAACCAAGCAUAACCACAACAGGUUCGACACAAAGUGUGACGACACUCAGAGUGACAACUCCUAGAAGAAGUCCUACAAGUCCACGUGCUACACGACCACGUUCUACAAGCCCAAGUCCUGCAAGCCCAAGCACAAAGAAAGCACAACGCAAACCUGGAUUGCUGGGCUCGUUGCUGUGCACUGUACGAGAGGGUUUCACCAAAAGCACGUUCCAGUUUCCGCCAGACGGGCUCUGCGGUAUCAUCACAUUCGACUCGCUGUUCACGGGGUCUGGAAACACGUUGGAGCCGCCGUAUAACCCCGACCUCCAGUAUUUCUUGGACACGGCGAGGCAACACCGCGUCACCGAGUAUGCGAUCGGACUCAAUUACAGCUUUUGCAGGAGUGAAGCCAGAAUGAAGGCACUUGCAGCUAAUGCCAACACCAAGCUACAUCUAAAUGCGCUGUGGGACCAGCGAGUCUACCACUACGGCCUAGUAAACACGCCAAUGAGACUCGGCAACAGCACUCCUGCUGCAGUCGUGAUGGAAUCAGCGAGAGGCCUAAAGUUAAUUUCAGAUUUGAUGAAGGACAGGAAAGAUCCCAUGUUGAGACCCAGUUACACGAUACUACAUUUCCCGCUGCACCCCGAGGUAAUCGCCCCCAACGUUUCUGAGGCACUGAGGAGUCAUCCGGUGGACGUGUUUGUCUUGAUAGCGUUCCACGUGGACGCAGACAUGAAAUACUUGAACUGCCGCAUGGUACCACCGACCAUACGCUCCACGCAGCUACUGCCUCUUCACCUCAAAUCUGAGUACCCUAUUCGCUUGGACAGGAUUAUCUCUGGCUUGGUUUCCAAGCAAGCUCAGUGGCCGGCCGCAGUUUCGUUCGCCUUGGCCUUGGGGAUGGGCGGCCGUUGGUACGUGCCAAAGAACCCGCCUGCAAACGUCUCGCUCGGUGACGAAUGCACUAACGACCGCUAUCCAGCUGGCGACCAGAUCGUCAGUAUUACAAAGGUCUGCUCGAACAGGGGAUUCAACGGCACGUUCUACAAAGACGGAACCUACGACGCCUCUGUCGCGUAUGACAGUCAGCAGAACUGGCUCUUUACAUACGAUAGCGCCCCUUCGCUUCGAUCUAAGGUAUGCAAGAGCAAGCGGAAUGCGGUGGAUGUCAACUACACCUUGGCUGCCGUCAACAUUCAGUUCGAAGACUACAUGAACAACUGCGGCUACGGACCUUACCACCGGCUCACCAUGUUGAAGGCCGUGGCCGGCUUUCUAACACGAAAUUACACGUCGGCCGCCGAAGAGGACGCGUGCAUGAAGGUUGGCUAGUAGGGGGCCUGUGCAUUACCUCGUUCAUUGUUCAUCUCCUUUCAUGACAUUUUACUUAUUCAAACAACAAUUACACGUCGGCAGCCCAAGAGGGCAAGUGCAUGGCGCUUGGCUAGUAGGAGGCCUGUGAGUUACCUCGUUCAUUGGUCAUCUCCUUUCAUGACAUUUUACUUAUUCAAAAAACAUGUCAAAAAAUAAAGCAUAUACAUUGUUUCAUAAGUUCA
Molecule: messenger RNA, 1920 nt
Organism: Dermacentor albipictus
Lineage: Eukaryota; Metazoa; Arthropoda; Arachnida; Ixodida; Ixodidae
Source: RefSeq, a predicted model, not a curated record